Messenger RNA from Dibothriocephalus latus, 477 nucleotides. The record is from the annotation of a GenBank genome assembly. NCBI's taxonomy places the organism in Eukaryota, Metazoa, Platyhelminthes, Cestoda, Diphyllobothriidea, Diphyllobothriidae.
AUGCACAACAGUAAAUUUCGGCUGCUCCUGCUCAACCUCCACCACAUCAUAAUCAUGUACUUUGUUGGCUUCUUCCUGCUGUUGCUUCUCCUGCCCCUUAGUCACCCUGGGAAGGAGAAGCAACAGCAGGAAGAAGCCAACAAAGUACAUAAUUAUGAUGUGGUGGAGGUUGAAAAGGAGCAGCCGAAAUUCACUGUUGUGCAUGUAGUUGCAGAAGUUGGUACUCGAGGGAAACGCAUUCAGGCGUACAAUAAGCCAGACGAAUCCAUGAUAUCCUUUGAUGUUGUAACACAAAUGUAUGAACAGUGUAAGGGCACCCCAUUAGGGUCCCUUCUAUCCGGCCUGAUUCCUGAAGUGGUCCUUCAACGGAUUGAACAAUUGGUAUUCACCAACUGUCAACCGAAGUUUUGGGCUCUUUAUGUCGAUGACACUUUUUUCAUUGUCAAAACAUCUGACAUUGAGCACCUCAAAGAUUAA